This is a messenger RNA of Lactuca sativa (garden lettuce), 1868 nucleotides long. Its product is annotated as hydroxymethylglutaryl-CoA lyase, mitochondrial. Lineage: Eukaryota; Viridiplantae; Streptophyta; Magnoliopsida; Asterales; Asteraceae. The record is from RefSeq and is a predicted model, not a curated record. Gene Ontology annotation, biological process: ketone body biosynthetic process; L-leucine catabolic process. Gene Ontology annotation, molecular function: hydroxymethylglutaryl-CoA lyase activity. Gene Ontology annotation, cellular component: mitochondrion.
AGGUGCCUCAAACUUGAAAACGGAAUAUCCCGUUUUUUACGGGUCGGUCAAGGAUCGCUCAUCCAGACACAUGUGAAUCACUAGUCAACCCCUUCUACAUUAUUAAACUCCGGCGACGAGUCGCAGCCCUGGCCCGGUCAAUACCCUACCGGGGAAUUCUCUGCAAGGCUUUGCUAGCUGAUUCAUGGAAGAAAUAAUCAAUUCAUCGUCAAAACUUACUUCAACAUGCAUCUAUUUUUCAGCAACUUCCGUAAAUGCGAAGAACCGGAAAUCAAAACCCCAGUCAAAGGGGUUUUUGUCUUCAUUUAUGAUAGUCUAGCCGGUGAGAAUGAUGGGAGGAGAGAGAGGAAUUGAAUAUGAAUCUAAGCUUUGAAUUCACACUACCAUACGUUAGCAUCUAUCAUUGUAGGUGCCCUUAUAGGACCGAUAAUUUCUAGAAGAUCAUUCCUCAUUCCGCGUUCAUUUAUAUAAAUUUUCCGAUCAGGGUUUGCUGUAUUCUGCUUCCAUCCACGAGCUUCUAUUGAUUUCAGGGUUGAAAUACAGUACAGUUUCUACAAUGUCGAGUUUGGAGGAGCCUCUUGGUAUGGACAAAUUGCCAAGCCUAAGCACCAUUGAUCUUUUCCAUAGACUCUCAUCCAACGGCUGUAGCACAAGUGGAGGGGACACUGGAAUGGGAAAUUACUGGAUUGAGGGAAAUACUUCCACCUCAUCAAAUAGUGAUGAGGAUGAUUUUGAGUAUGAAAAAGGAGCAUUCUUUUCGAGACAUAAAGCAAGAGAUAUGUCUCAAAGCCAAGGGAGGAACCAUGUAGGAUAUGAACAUUUACCAUACUUUCAGCAUAAUGAUGUAGGCCUACAAUACAUAACAAAUCAGAUUUUCAAAGGCAUACCAAAGUAUGUGAAGAUAGUGGAAGUUGGUGCAAGGGAUGGACUACAAAAUGAAAAGAAUAUGGUUCCUACAUCUGUUAAAAUACAACUAAUUCAAAGACUUGUUUCUACUGGAUUAUCUGUUGUUGAAGCCACAAGCUUUGUUUCCCCAAAAUGGGUACCUCAGCUGGCAGAUGCAAAGGAUGUUAUUGAAGCAUUUAAAAGCUUUGAUUCUGUGAGAUUGCCUGCAUUGGUUCCUAAUAUGAAAGGUUUUGAAGCUGCCAUUGCAGCUGGAGCAAAGGAAAUAGCUGUUUUUACAUCAGCAUCCGAGUCAUUCUCAAAGUCAAACAUUAAUUGCACUAUUCAAGAAAGUCUUGCUCGUUAUCGUGCUAUUGUAUCUGCUGCCACAAAGCUCUCUAUUCCUGUUCGUGGAUAUGUGUCAUGUGUGAUUGGAUGCCCGGUUGAUGGAAUGACGCGUCCAUCAAAAGUUGCAUACGUGGCAAAAGAACUUUAUGACAUGGGUUGUUAUGAAAUAUCACUUGGGGAUACUAUUGGGAUUGGGACACCAGGCACGGUUAUUCCAAUGCUUGGAGCAGUGAUGGCAGUUGUUCCUGUUGAAAAGCUUGCGGUUCAUUUUCAUGACACUUAUGGCCAAUCUCUUCCAAAUAUUUUAGUGUCCCUCCAGAUGGGAAUAAGCACAAUAGAUUCAUCCAUCGCAGGAUUAGGAGGGUGCCCAUAUGCCAAGGGUGCUUCGGGAAAUGUGGCUACUGAGGAUGUGGUUUACAUGCUUGAUGGCCUUGGUAUCAAAACCAAUGUUGAUCUACGUAAGCUUUUGCAAACGGGCGACUUUAUCUGUAAACAUUUAGGUCGCCCAUCAGGGUCGAAAGCUGCGCUCGCAUUUAGCCAUAAGAAUUAAAGAACGCAAAUGUUCAUUAAUUGUAUACAAACAAUUGCAUUUUCUCUAAUAUAUAUAGGCUAAUAUAUGCCAUAGUUAAAACGAUUGA